Molecule: messenger RNA, 309 nt
Organism: Echinops telfairi (small Madagascar hedgehog)
Lineage: Eukaryota; Metazoa; Chordata; Mammalia; Afrosoricida; Tenrecidae
Product: cytochrome c oxidase subunit 7C, mitochondrial-like
Exons: 2
Coding region: 1-309 (102 amino acids)
Biological process (GO): mitochondrial electron transport, cytochrome c to oxygen
Source: RefSeq, a predicted model, not a curated record
AUGCCCUUGACGACACCUGAUGACAACACCGGUAGGACCCUAGUUGUUACUCAUCAACAGUCCCUGUGUCUGCUGGAUGUGACAGAGGAUGAAAGGCUGGGGCGCCUUCAACAGCGCCAUGUUGGGCAGAGCAUCCGAAGGCUCACCACCUCUGUGGUCCGGAGGAGCCACUAUGAGGAGGGCCCUGGGAAGAAUUUGCCAUUUUCUGUGGAAAACAAGUGGCGGUUACUGGUUAUGAUGACCAUGUUCUUUGGGUCUGGAUUUGCUGCACCUUUCUUUAUAGUAAGACACCAACUGCUUCAGAAAUAG